CACCCACCUUGUCCACCAGCAGCACAGUGCGCCAGGCAGCGAGAGCACAGGCGUGGGGCUCACCGGGGAGCGGACACGACGGAGCGGCAGCAGCACGGAGUGUCAGCGGCGGUACUUUACGCGGAAAAGACGGUCUUUUUUUUGGUUAGGGAGAACCCGUUUAAAAACCUAUAACGACUUAAGGGGUGCUGGUUAUUUUUGUCAGCCGUGCAAAAGAAACUCCUUCACGGCUAAAUUUUGGGGAGUACUGUAACCGGUUGGGAGGAGGGAGAGAAAGAUGCAGUUCCAGUCCGACUCGGUGCGCCGCGUAGACCGCCUCCGACGCUGGUGAUGCCCGCCGAGCGGGGAUCACCGCCCAGCAGCAGCAGCAGCAGCAGGAGGAGGAGGAGGUCAGAACAACAGGGCGUCGGGGGGCCGGUGAUGAUGAUGGUAAGGUCGGGAUCAUGGCAAACGGAACCGGUACUAUCAUGUUAAAAUGCGUCGUGGUCGGAGACGGUGCAGUGGGCAAAACGUGUCUUCUGAUGAGCUAUGCCAAUGACGCCUUUCCAGAGGAGUAUGUGCCCACAGUCUUUGAUCAUUAUGCAGUGAGUGUCAACGUCGGCGGAAAGCAGUACUUGUUGGGACUGUAUGACACAGCUGGCCAGGAGGACUACGACCGCCUCAGGCCGUUGUCCUACCCAAUGACCGAUGUCUUCCUCAUCUGCUUCUCUGUGGUAAACCCUGCCAGUUUCCAGAAUGUGCGCGAAGAAUGGGUGCCGGAGUUGCAAGAGUAUGCACCCAGUGUCCCCUACCUGCUCAUUGGCACCCAGAUUGACCUUCGUGAUGAUCCCAAGACCAUUGCCAAACUGAAUGACAUGAAGGAGAAGCCCAUCCCCACUGAGCAAGGACAGAAACUAGCGAAGGAGAUCGGUGCAUGUUGUUAUGUGGAAUGUUCAGCUUUGACCCAGAAAGGCCUGAAGACAGUGUUCGACGAGGCCAUCAUUGCAAUCUUGACUCCCAAGAAAAAGAAGGGAGCUCUGAAGAGAAGACUGGGACCCCGCUGCAUCAACUGCUGUCUGAUCACGUGAUACAUAAACCCAGAGAUCAUUCAGCAAGCAACCAUAAACCAAACCUGGACUGAAGGCAAAAGACAGACAAAAGAAAGAUGCACAAGAGAGAGGACUGAAAAGAACAAAAAACGAGAGCUAAGUUUAAGCUGCAGGGCUCUUGAAAAGGCCAUAACUCUCUCCUGCUGUCCAACACAAGUCGAGGAUGCAGUUUACUACCAAAGGAGCACAAAACCCAAGUCAGUCUCUUCUUCAAAAAGACUUUUUUUGCCUCAAAAGUACCUUCUUUUAUAACCAUUUUUAAUCAUUUUUCCUGUACAAAGUGUUGUAAGCUGUCAUGCAAAACAAAACAAAAAUUGACAUUUCGGUUUAAAGAGAAAUGCUACAUUUGAAGUUCAUAUGAUUUCUAUGGUUUUUGAAAGCUAGAUUUUUGAUUUGUGAAUCUCUCAAUAUGAGAGCAGAUGUUCAAAUCAGGAGAGAGAGCCUGCAGCUGAGAAAUAAUGAGAGGCUGACUUAAGUGACACUGUGACAGUGACCAGGAUUCAUUUCUGGACCUGAGGCCCCAGUUUGUUUUUUUUAUUUAAAAAGACUCGGCCACAAAGUCUGUCUGCAAUUAUUUGUCAGUUGAGGAUCUGCAAAUGAAACCACACAAGGUGCUUUGCAUCAUGUGGGGAUGACAGGAAUGAGUGAAAUGCUGUUCAGUCAACACAUUUUGGACCUGGGACUGUAUUAUUUUAAGGUUUUAGAGUCUUGUUUUUGCCUUAUAAAAGCUCCAUUAUUUUAUAGUGUGGCAUGCCAAAACAUACUGUAAGUUCAGACUGGGGCGGAGGUCUUCAUCAGGAACUGAAGAGAUCUAUUAUUCAUUUUUAAGAUAUAUAUUAUCCAGAGUUUAUGAUGCUGUAUCUCUAAAAUGGAGAUGAUCUAGUCUGUGCAAACAGCUUACUUCUUUUUUUGUUAUCAUGCAAUAAUGUGUUAUCAUUUUAUCACCUUUAAGAAGGUUUAGAAGAGAGAAGAAGAGGGAUCUCAUUUUAGAAAUGAAACUCCGAUUCAUAUCCAACAUCCAAAGAAUCAAACGCACACUUUGAUCAAAAAUCAGGUGGCUAAUGUGACCCGAUACUGUACAUCUAAUGCACAACAUGAAGCACAGAGCCGGCGCGAAGAAGCACAUUCCUCUGCUUUUAAAACACUCUUCCAGAAAAGGCUGAUUGAAGCACACGGUUCCAUCAGGCACAAGUAUGAGCAUAGCACACCAUUUUUUAUCAUCACGUCAUGAUCUAUAAAGUCUCAAAAAUACAUACAAUGAUCAUGAAAUAUGGAAAACAAUGAUUGAAGGGGUUUUAGCUGUUUGUAAGUUCAAACUUGGCCUAGUUUUAGUGGAGAUUUUACAUGACUAAGUCAAAAUGGGUUGCACAACAGAACUUAGUUCUCAUCCCGUGAUUAGUUAAUUAGUAAAUAUUUAACACCAGGCGUAGCUGUUACAUGACGUUAGCUUGAAAAGAUGUGGCUCUUUUCAAACAAAGAGGUAUAUGACCUGAAACGUCAAAGUUAUGUUGAAUAAUGUCAUGUAAACAGGAAAUAUCCCAAAUUUGAUUUUAUAAAAACAACAAUAUACCUUAAAAUGUUAAGACAAUACUAGUUAGCUAAAUAAUAACAAUAAUGUUUAGGUUAGCAUAAUCGGAUAUUUGCCACUCAUUCUAAACUAUAUGAAUACUGCUCUGACAAACAUGUUUCCCUGUAUGCAUUUAAAUAUAAAAGUCAUAUAUUUUUUAGAAAUAUCAGCACUUAAAUAUCACAUGGCCCUUACAACCUGAUAUGCUAGAGUGACUAGACAGAUGCUUCCUAACAUCUUUACUCUUUACUAGCUAGGGCAUUUCUUAAAUUUUAAUGGCAAACUGAUUUAGUAAAAGACUCAUUUGAAACUAGCCAGUAGUCACUAAGAACUUAGAGAUGGAUUUAUGAAUAUCUGGCAUAGCCCAGUAUGUAGAAGCCAGUUCUUUAGAAGAGUUUAAAAUCAAAAUAAUUACCAUAUUCAAGGUGAUGAGAUCCCGACAUGACCUGUGAAGGGUUUCACAUGACGUAUGGAAACAUUAUUUUGACAACCAACCACGCACCACUGUAGAAACAGGUUAUCCCGUAAUAAUUCAUUGAUUUGUGUAAUAAACAUUUCAAAUGGAAAUUGAGAUAACGUGAAAGACUUAGAGAAUAGUUUAGAUAUUCAUGACUCCCUAAAACAUUUGUAUGCAGCAAAGGUUUAAAGCCUACAUGUCUGUUAUCGUGUGGGUAAUGACUUUGAGGUUGUGACUGUGACUUUUCUUGCAAGCCAAACAUCCCAAAUCUCAGCUCGUCUUGUUUUUAUGCAUUUCGUAUUGGCUUUUUCUAACUUUUAAAAAUGUGCCAACUCUUGCUAAAUGACUUCAGUUCACUUUGUGUUCCGAUUCAGAUAUGAUGAUUGAUUAAAGCUUUAAUGUAAAUGGUGCUCCUCCUCUCUGUCCCAGCCUGCGUUGUAUAAACUUUCUUUUGGAGCAGCAGUGUGGAUUGCAGGGUGAACAGGCUUCUCUCUCUUGGACAGUUUCGCUUGCUUACUCGUGUGAAGGUCCACCCUCAGGAUCCAGGACCUAAGUGCCCGCAGCUACCAAUGCAUUCUCCCAUUGAUGCUCCUCUCUUCUCAAUAAAUGUGUUUACUGUGUUAAUAA
This is a messenger RNA of Larimichthys crocea (large yellow croaker), 3739 nucleotides long. Its product is annotated as rho-related GTP-binding protein RhoQ. Lineage: Eukaryota; Metazoa; Chordata; Actinopteri; Sciaenidae. Gene Ontology annotation, biological process: small GTPase-mediated signal transduction. Gene Ontology annotation, molecular function: GTP binding; GTPase activity. The transcript has 5 exons. Bases 444 to 1067 code for a protein of 207 amino acids. The record is from RefSeq and is a predicted model, not a curated record.